Molecule: messenger RNA, 2436 nt
Organism: Pollicipes pollicipes
Lineage: Eukaryota; Metazoa; Arthropoda; Thecostraca; Pollicipedomorpha; Pollicipedidae
Product: serine/threonine-protein kinase Nek8
Exons: 8
Coding region: 1-2436 (811 amino acids)
Biological process (GO): protein phosphorylation
Molecular function (GO): protein kinase activity; ATP binding
Source: RefSeq, a predicted model, not a curated record
AUGACCGGCCUCGGUCGCCUGCUCGAGCCGGGCCCGACCGCGCGCCUCGACUUCCUGGACGCGCGCGUCUCGCCGCUCUACGACGGUGGCUUCAUCGCCCGCCAGCUCGAGUCGCUGCUGCAGAUUCCCGUGGCCACAUGGAACAGUCUGUACGGCAGUGAGGUGGCCGUCCGCUCGGACCGACCCGACAUGGAGCAGGUGGGCGAGCUCUACUUCAACACGGCCAAGCUGCGCACCGCGCUCAAGACGGCCGCCAACGUGAAGAAGUUCGCCGCCAAGGACCUCUCCAACUACGAGCGAAUCCGCUCGGUGGGCAAGGGUGCCUUCGGCCAGGCGAUCCUCUACCAGAAGAAGGAUGACUCCACCCUGGUGGUCAUCAAGGAGAUCAACAUGCAUGACCUCUCGGCAGAUGAACGCAAGCUCGCGAUCAACGAGAUCGAGGUGCUGGCCAUGAUGGACCAUCCGAACAUCGUUGCCUACCACGACAACUUUGAGCGGGACGGUCUGCUCUUUAUCGAGAUGGAGUACGUGGACGGCGGCACCCUGGCCCAGUAUCUGGCCAGCCAGGCCAAACGCAUCGACGAGCGCACCAUUCUGGUCAUCUUCCACCAGAUCGUGUCGGCCGUGCGCCACAUGCACGAGCACAACGUGCUGCACCGCGACCUCAAGACGGCCAACAUCUUCCUCACUAAGCAGGGCGUCGUCAAGGUGGGCGACUUCGGCAUCUCGAAGAAGAUGGCGACGCACCAGGGGGCGGCGCACACGGUGCUCGGCACGCCCUACUACAUCAGCCCGGAGAUGUGCGAGGGCCAGCGGUACGACGCCAAGUCGGACGUCUGGGCGCUCGGCUGCAUCCUGUACGAGAUGGCCUGCUUGCAAAAGACGUUCGAGGGCUCCAACCUGCCGGCGCUGGUCAACAAGAUCAUGAAGGGCCAGUUCGCGCCGAUCCGCGGCAACUACUCGCCGGGCUUCCGGCAGCUGGUGCGCGACCUGCUGCAGCGCGACCCGGACUUCCGGCCGAGCGCGGCGGAGGCGCUCUACGACCGGCUGCCGGUGCUGCUCAACCAGUUCCGCUAUCAGCGCCUGGAGGAAGGGGAGGAGGACGAGGUCACUGAGGUGCGCCUCAACAUCGAGCAUCCGUCCAAGACCAGGUCGCCCAAGCCGCCGCGCUCCGUGCUGUACUACAUGAAGGCGAGCGAGUCGUCCAUCGGGCUGCUGCCUAUCCCGCUGCCGCCGCGCGCGCGCAUCAAGGAAGUGUCCAUCAGCAGCACGCACAUGAUCGCGCUGACCACCGAGCACCUGGUGUUCACCUGGGGCGAGGGCAAGAAGGGCCAGCUGGGGCACGGCAUGACCGAGGCGUGGCGCGCCAAGCCAGAGCUGGUGAUGGCGCUCAAGACCAAGUCCAUCACGCGCGUCUGUGCCGGCGACGGCUUCAGCGUGUUCGCCAGCGACAACGGCAUCGUCAUGACGUGCGGCGACGGCACGUACGGUUGCCUGGGCCACGGCAACUGGAACAACACGUCCACACCCAAGCUGGUCGAGUCGCUCCUGACAGUGGACGUAUCGGCGAUCGCGUGCGGCCGGCGCCACGUGGUGGUGGUGGGCGGCAGCGGCGAGGUAUACAGCUGGGGCCAGGGCCAGGGCGGCCAGCUGGGGCUCGGCCACGAGGAGGAUUGCAGCCUGCCACAGGAGGUCACCAUCCCCGAAGAGCACGUGGUGGAGAACGUGCGCUGCGGCGGCGACGGCACGAUCUUCAUCACGCAGCAGGGCUCGCUGCUCGCCUGCGGGAACAACGAGCGCAACAAGCUCGGCCUCAACCCGCGUCGCGGCCUCAUCUCGUCCAUCGCCGAGGUCGGCAAGGUGCUCGUGCCGACGCCCGUUAAGUCGGUCACGUCGCGCAUCAUCGACGUCAGCAUGGGGCCACACCAUACCAUUGCGCUCACUGAGAAUGGCCACCUGGUGUCGUUCGGCCGCAACUCGGAGGGUCAGCUGGGCCGCGGUCCGGGCGCGCGCCGCCGGCCAAGCCCGGCGACCGACGGUGCGCACCGCGAGGUACAGUACCAGCCGCGCGAGGUGCUCGCCCUGUACGCCUCGCAGGCGCAGAUCAGCAAGGGGGAGACGCUCAGCCUGGGCAGCCUGCACGCGCAGAGUCAGAACGUGUUCCUGGUCGUGGACACGACGUGCCCGCUGCCGCGCGUCAACAUGCCGCCAAGCCAGGGCUCGGCCGAGUCGAGCCCACAGCGUGCCUCGCCGCCGGGACCGCAGCGCGAGCGCGAGGAGAUGCUGAACCAAGAGAUCGAGAAGCUGCGCGCCGAGCUGGAGAACCAGAAGCGGACGCAGGCGCAAAUGAUGUCUGAGAGGGUGAAGCAGGAGGAGAGCAAGGCUGAAGACGAGAAGGCGCCCGCAGAGCAGAGCAAGGGCUGUGUAGUCAUGUAG